Colletotrichum chrysophilum is the source of this 603-nucleotide messenger RNA. RefSeq lists its product as uncharacterized. Gene Ontology annotation, biological process: transmembrane transport. NCBI's taxonomy places the organism in Eukaryota, Fungi, Ascomycota, Sordariomycetes, Glomerellales, Glomerellaceae. The record is from RefSeq and is a predicted model, not a curated record. Gene Ontology annotation, molecular function: transmembrane transporter activity. Gene Ontology annotation, cellular component: membrane. Bases 1 to 603 code for a protein of 200 amino acids. The transcript has a single exon.
AUGCCCCAGAUUAUCAAGAACAUGGGGUACACCAGUAGCAACGCCCAACUCCUAACCAUUCCUCCGUACAUCGUUGGAGCCAUCUCCGCCUACGUUUCCUCGUCGCUUUCCGACAGGUUCAAGUGGAGGAUGCCUUUCAUUGUCUUUGCCCAAGUCUUGGUUCUGAUAUCGUUUGCCAUAUUGUUCUCUAAAGCGGAAAACAUCCAAGAGAACAUCCCGGCUUGCUACUUUGCGAUCUUCCUGGCCAGUAUUGGCUUCUACCCAAUCAACCCUGGCGGCAAUGCUUGGACCGUCAACAAUCUAGCAGGACCUACGAAACGCGCUCAGGGAAUUGCCUAUGUGAUCUGUCUAGGGAGUAUCGGUGGGAUUGUGGGCAGUUUCAUCUAUCGCGAGGACGAGAGCCCGAAAUACCCAACGGGGUUUGGUUCGUCAUUUGCAUUCGCUGGACUCGGUGUCGUCGCUUGCUUUGUGUUGGAGUUCCUAUUCUGGAACAUCAACCGCAAAAGAGACAAGUUUACUGAGGAGGAAGUCAGGGCCAAGUAUUCGGAUGAUGAGCUCCAAAUGAUGGGAGAUAGGUCGCCUCUUUUUAGGUACACCUUGUGA